GAUUAAUAGACUUCAUUAUCGAUGGAUUCGUCAUGUAAUAACGGCGUUGUCUUGGGAUCCUUCUCUUUGUUAUCAAUUACGGAGUAAACUGCACUGAUAACCACCGACGUCAGCCGGCAUUAGUAUUUGUCCAUCCGUUAUUGCGAUUGCAACUUACGCGAUCAGGAGAGGAUACAGAGGAAGGCGAGAAAAAGAAGAAGAAGAAGAAGGGCCAUAACCAUGGCCAUUCUCGACAAGGAAAGCCGUUCACGCGGUCUCCGAAUGCCAUCACUUUCUGCAAUCAAAUCCAGAAAGAAAAACGCCGAAUCACCACCACGGAGAGAUUCAAGUUCUGAGGAAGUCGCGAUACCAGCACGAAUGGACUCGGUACCGGGCCGAUUUCUUCACUCGCAAGAGAAGGACCUGCCGCCCAACCCGCUGCCUUCUCCUCCCCCAUUCCCCUCUGCCCCAACCGACUCGUUUUCAAACCAGUCGCCGUACCAUCACAUCAACCCUACACCUAAAUAUGAAGACCGCCCACUCCCCAGAUUUCCUCGAGUUCCCGUUCCCAAGCGGGAGGAGCCUCCGGCUCCGGCUCCUGUACAACAAGUAACUCCUCCAUCCAGUGAAGAUCAGUACCCUAUCCACCAUCAGGAACACGUUCGGCCAAUCGAGGACCCUCUAGAGAGCUUUAUUCCCGAGCCAGAACCAGAACUCGAUGACAGCAGUGCGACUGUCGAACCGGUCUCAGUCGAAGAGAGUAAUGGACCAUGGACGCCGCCAGAUUACGAGCCCGUCGCCGCACCGCUAAACCAAUUACACUAUGCCUGCUAUCAGGAACAUCGGUCGAUGCCCACUGCAAACAACCUCUGGCAUCCACUUCCAUGUAUGACCUGCCAGAAAUACGAUCGAGAAAUUCGAUACCGAUGCGUUUUCUGUUGCCUGCGCAUUUGCGCCGGUUGUUACCAGGCGCUGCAGAAAUGCCCGAAUCGCUCGCUGGAGCAGCUGAUGAAAACGAUGCCCUCCCACGACUAGCUUUUCACUCAUCACUGAUCGUUGUUCUGACCUGUCCAGGGCAUGGGUGUUGGUUCCAUAGUUUAAUUUCUUAUACAUAUUUUCGGGUUGAUAUAUUAAAGUUCAGUUCGUUGCGCUCUCGUUGCCGGAGCUUAUUAUCUGUUCAUGUUAUGAUACGUCAAGAAAUCUUUGCAGAUAUUUCGUCGUUAUUUAUUGUAUAUAUGGUCACGGGUUUAGGUCAAUGUAUGAUUAUUAGGAGUUCGCUUAGACAGUAUAGAUUAUUUUGAUCUGA
This is a messenger RNA of Aspergillus caelatus, 1285 nucleotides long. RefSeq lists its product as uncharacterized. NCBI's taxonomy places the organism in Eukaryota, Fungi, Ascomycota, Eurotiomycetes, Eurotiales, Aspergillaceae. Bases 220 to 1014 code for a protein of 264 amino acids. The transcript has 2 exons. The record is from RefSeq and is a predicted model, not a curated record.